Messenger RNA from Dentiscutata erythropus, 707 nucleotides. The record is from the annotation of a GenBank genome assembly. NCBI's taxonomy places the organism in Eukaryota, Fungi, Glomeromycota, Glomeromycetes, Diversisporales, Gigasporaceae.
GUGAAUCGUUAGAUUUUAACAGUGAUAAUGUAGUGGUUAAUGAAUCUCCAAUGAAAUGCAGCAGUGGAAACAAAAUGAUUGAUAUAUUUCUUAAAUCAAAGGGAGAUCAAUUUUUAUGGAUUUCAUAUAACUACUUUCGAGAUAUAAGAUAUUUACCAAAAAGCGGGUUUGGAACGGUAUAUAAAGCUAAAUGGAAUAAAAUUGAAGUUGUUCUUAAAUGUCUUUACAGUUCUGUUAAUAUAAAUAUUGAUUUUUUAGAAGAGGCAAAUUCUCAUAAAAAUUUCAUGAAUUAUAAUGGUGUGAUUCAAUUAUAUGGGAUUACACAUGAUCCGUUUAAAAAGAAUUAUUUGAUGGUAAUGAAUAAAAAGGUUUGUGAUGGGAAACGGCCAGAUAUUACAGAAGAUACACGCAACUGUUUCAAAGAGCUUAUGAUUCGAUGUUGGGAUAAUGAUCCACUUCAAAGACCUACUAUCAAUGAAGUAUAUAAAACUUUAAGUGGUUGGAAAAGCUCCGAAAACGAACAAUUUGAAGAGGCAGAAAGAAAAUUAUUAAAUCCAAUGCAAGUAAAAAUAUACAUGAAUUUCACACAUUCAGAAGCUAUAUAUACAAGUCGCUUAUUAAAUAACAUGAUCAAGAGUCUAUUUCAUAUAGAUGGUCUUGCAUUUAUUCCGGGUAUUUUUCUGAAAAAUUCAAAUUUGAUACUAUAG